AUGAACGUAUCAGAAUUUGUGGAGUUUGCCAAGGCGACAAUCGACUUUGUUGCCGAUUACAAUGAGACUUUGAGAAACAGAAACGUAUUGCCCGAUGUGGAACCGGGUUAUCUCAGUAAAUUAUUACCUGAACAAGCACCACAAAAAUCUGAGAAAUGGCAAGCGGUGCUUGAAGAUGUCGAACAAUGUAUUAUGCCAGGUAUAACACAUUGGAAUUCACCUUAUUUUCAUGCGUACUAUCCCACGGCUAAUUCUUAUCCGGCUCUCGUGGCCGAGAUUUUAAGCAGCGCGAUUGGUUGUAUGGGCUUUAGCUGGAUAGCAUCGCCAGCCUGUACCGAACUCGAAGUUAUUAUGUGUAAUUGGCUUGGUAAAUUACUAGGGUUACCUAAUGAAUUUUUGAACCAUAGCAAUGGGACAGGCGGAGGAAUCAUACAGGGAUCUGCAAGUGAAUGUUCAUUCAUAUGUCUAUUGGCUGCGAAAGAAUACGCAACACGACGAAUGAAAGUUCUUCAUCCAGAAGUAAACGAGGAUCUCAUUAAAUCUAAAUUGGUCGCAUAUACUUCUGAUCAGUCAAAUUCUUCCGUUGAAAAGGCUGGCAUUUUAGGAUCAAUGCUAAUGAGGCUGUUGCCAGUGGACAAGAAGUGCUCUUUACGUGGUGAAACUUUGAAGAAAGCGAUUCAGGAAGAUGUGGAAAGAGGUCUUAUUCCAUGUUACGUCGUCGCUACUUUAGGAACUACAGCCACUUGUGCCUUUGAUAAUUUGGAUGAAAUAGGACCUAUAUGCAAAGAACAUAACAUCUGGUUGCAUGUUGAUGCUGCUUAUGCAGGUGCAGCAUUUAUUUGUCCGGAAUUUCGUCAUUUAAUGUCCGGCGUUCAAUAUGCUGAUUCUUUCAACAUAAAUGCACACAAAUGGCUCCUUGUGAACUUUGAUACUUCGGUAAUGUGGGUGAAAGAGUCGAGACGACUUAUAGAAGCGUUCAGUGUUAACAGAAUAUAUCUUGCGCAUGAUAAGGAAGGACUCGUACCCGAUUAUAGAAAUUGGCAAAUUUCUUUGGGUCGGCGAUUUCGUUCAUUAAAAUUAUGGUUUGUCAUGCGUAUUUAUGGAGUGGAAGGACUUCAGAAGCACAUUAGACAUACCAUAAGAUUAAGGCAGCUUUUUGAAAAAUAUCUUAGAUCGGACGAUAGAUUUGAAAUUGUUACCGAAGCAGUUAUGGGUCUCGUCUGUUUCCGUAUCAAGGGUGACAACAGUUUGACAAAGAAACUGUUAGACCGUCUACAGGCUAGAAGACAAGUUUAUCUGAUUGCCAGUACGUAUCAGGAUAAGCUUAUCGCCAGAUUUGUUGUAUGCAGUCGAUUAUGUAGAGAAGAAGACAUUGCUUUCUCGUGGAACGAAAUAAGUAGUCAGACAAACGAAAUUUUACAAGGCAAAUUUUAUCAAGAAUCGGUCGAAACCGCGAAAUCGCCGGAUGAUAUUGCGACAAGAAUAGAAAAUCUAAACUUGGCGACAAAGAAAAUAUCAUAAUUGAUCUUAAAAAUUUUGCCUAGAAACUUCAUAUAAGUAUAUCCACAUAACUUCAUAACUUGCACAUUUUUAUUUCAGAUCUAUUAUAAUGCUUUGUGAUG
Molecule: messenger RNA, 1622 nt
Organism: Formica exsecta
Lineage: Eukaryota; Metazoa; Arthropoda; Insecta; Hymenoptera; Formicidae
Product: aromatic-L-amino-acid decarboxylase-like
Exons: 8
Coding region: 1-1521 (506 amino acids)
Biological process (GO): catecholamine metabolic process; amino acid metabolic process
Molecular function (GO): aromatic-L-amino-acid decarboxylase activity; pyridoxal phosphate binding
Source: RefSeq, a predicted model, not a curated record